Molecule: messenger RNA, 775 nt
Organism: Parasteatoda tepidariorum (common house spider)
Lineage: Eukaryota; Metazoa; Arthropoda; Arachnida; Araneae; Theridiidae
Source: RefSeq, a predicted model, not a curated record
AGCUGAUGACAUUAAAUCCCACUUGGUGCACGCAAUGGAGUCAGCAAAUAUAAUUGUCUCUACAGGUUCAGUUUCAAUGGGUGAAAAAGAUUUAUUAAAGCCCAUUCUUCAACAAGAUUUUGAUGCAAAGAUUCAUUUUGGACGAGUGCAUAUGAAACCCGGGAAACCCACAACUUUUUCCUCAGCUAUGUAUAAUGGAGAAAAGAAGUUAAUAUUUAGCCUUCCAGGCAAUCCAGUUUCUGCAUAUGUUUGCUUCUAUCUUUUUGUUAUACCCUGCAUCAAAAAACUAAUGGGUUAUGAAGAGCCAGAACAUAAAUAUAUUAAAGUAGAGCUGGGGCAUGACGUUAACUUGGAUGAACGACCAGAAUUUUACAGAGUGUCCUUAACACCCGGGACUAAUAGUACAUUCAUAGCUCACAGCACAGGCAGUCAGCAAAGCAGUCGCCUAUUAAGUAUGCAGAAUGCUGAUGCAUUGCUUGUUCUGCCCCCAAGAACAGAUGAACAGAAUAGUCUAAAAACAGGCUCCAUUGUCAAUGCUAUUCUUUUACAAAAGAUUUAGGAUGUCAACAUAAAGAGAUUUGUUAUCUUGUUAUCAAGAGCAAUAUGAAUUGCUUUUGUGGCCAAAUCUAUUUUACUUACAUAAAAUGCUCCUAAUCUUAAAAUACCAUUUGUUGUUAAAAUUGUGCAUAAAAAGAAUAUUUACAUCUAUAAAUGAAGUUUGUUGUUGAUAAUUUAUAAAUUUUAAUUUUUUUAAUAAAAGUUAUUCAUUUUUCUA